AGGGAAAUUUUUAUUGUCCAGUGGUACCUUUUAGUUUUUGAAAAUGAUUGAAUGCAGCAGUGACUGCGUUGAAGUGAAGGGUGUUUUAAAUAAACACGACAAUGCCUUGGAACAAUUGAAAAAAUUGGUCGAAAACUUGGAUGUAAUACCCAAUGAAAACUAUUUAAAACGAUUUUUGUACGGCGCUGAUUUCAAUGUAGAUGAAGCGUUUAAAAAGAUAAAAUCAUCCAAAGAACACAUGUUAGAUCAACAUGACUGGUACAGAAAGGACGGCCCAUUGAAAUUAAAAGAAUUUAUCGAAAAGGACAUUCGAGCAGUAUUACCCGAUUGUGAUAAAGACGGGCGGCCUAUAUAUUUAGUAAAAAAUGGUAAUAUUGAUGUAAGUACGAUGAGCCUUUUCGAUGUGGUAGCCGUGGACGAUGUUUGGAUCGAAUCCAUUCUAAUGGAACGUCCUGAGGCGGCGGCGAAAGGACUUUGCGUUAUAAUCGACAUCAAGGAUCAAAGCUGGAAGCUCAGCAAAUGGAUGCAACCGAACUUGAUAAAACAGAGCAUUAGGAAAACUGAUAAUCUACCGUUUAAGGAUUUCAAAGUGCACGUGGUGAACAAUUCCUGGUGGAUAAGCAUCGGCAUCAAAAUGAUGUGGCCUUUUUUACCGCAAAAAUUUAAAGAUAUGAUGCAUUUUCAUUUCAACAACUUGGAAUCGUUCUACGAGUACAUAGACAAGGAAGUGUUGCCUAUCGAGUAUGGUGGUUUGAAGGAAGUCAAAUACGCUCAGCUCUACGAGAAACUCUAUGAAAGGAAUGACCAAAUUUUUGAAAGUUUUAGCCAAUAUAGAAAUUAUAAAAAUUAACAUUUUCCUGAUAUAGCGCAAUUUUAGUCUAAGAUUUAUUGUAUAAAUUGGUAUAAG
Phyllotreta striolata is the source of this 907-nucleotide messenger RNA. Lineage: Eukaryota; Metazoa; Arthropoda; Insecta; Coleoptera; Chrysomelidae. The record is from the annotation of a GenBank genome assembly.